UACCAUAAACGGAAACGGAAAUGAAGUCAGUGAACGUGCCCACAGCGCGCUCUGUUUUCAUGAUAUCGUUUUCUUUCAAUUUAUGAUGUUCUCACUUUAAUAAUACAAUAGUUGCAAUUAUUCAAUGAGCACAAUGACAGAGAAUGAAUUGUUUCAUAAACAGAUAGAGUCUAUCAUGACACUACUGACAGAAACAGCUCGAGAUGAGAUUCAGAAAGUUUUUGACUGUGACAUAUCCGCGGAUCACACAGAGACUAACGUUACGUCUGAAAUGAAUGAGAGACACCUCAAAGUUGAAAAGCUCACAGCAUUGAUGGAAACUCUUGCCAAGGUGGCCAUUCAAAAAAUAUGCAGACUUUUUAGUUAUUGCUUUGCAAUGAAACAAACCCAGACUUUAAAAAGUGAACAUAAUGCAUUAAUAAAGGAAAAGUCGGUGCAGCAAAAUGAAAACAAAACAGCAGAAAGCAAAAAUGCUCAGAUUGAGAGCAGUUUGAUUGAUGGAGCUACAUCAGUGACAUCAUCACUGAGCCAGAAUCCAAUGGCUGUGUUACAUGAAGAAAAUGCAUUACUACAAGACCCUCUUAAUGGCCAGCAGUGUGCACCAGAGGACAACAUUGUUGCUGUUGAUUCUGAGAUCGAAGCAGAUGAAGCUGAAGAAAGGGGCUACGUCUCUAUUGAAGUUGAAGCCUCUAAAAUAGACACAUUGGCAGAUGAAAACGGUACAAAACCAAAGAAAAUGAGGAAGAGAGUACUGUUUGAAUGUAAUGCUUGUGGAAAGACGUAUAGCAGGAGAUACAGGCUUAAACAGCACAAAUGUGGACAAAGCAUCGCUAACAAAUGUGACAAGUGUGGACAGAUAUUUAGCAGGAAGUAUAAACUAGAACGGCACAUGAAACGUGAGCAUAUGGAAAGAGUCUUACACACAUGUGACAAGUGUGGAAAGAAGUUUAAAUUUUUUAAAGCAUUCGAGAGACACGUACUGCAUCACACUGAGAAGAAAGGAUGCUGUAAAACAUGCGGGAAAACCUUUGCAGAUCUUAAGUCACAUGAACUUGUCCACCUGGAAGUAAAGCCAUAUCUCUGUGGUGAAUGUGGACGGGGCUUUACUGUAAGCCAGAGUUUACGAGCUCACCAGAGAAUCCAUACAGGUGAAAAACCAUACAACUGUGACACGUGUGGGAAACAGUUUUCAACCACAGGUUACCUUGCUGCCCAUCGAAAAGUUCAUUCAGCUGAGAGACCAUUUAAAUGCAGCCUGUGUGACAAGGCUUUCAAGGAGAAAAGAACGUUGGAUCUACACUACAGUGUUCAUACAGGAGAGAAACCCCACGUGUGUCACACGUGUGGACAGAGGUUUGGACUCGUGGCAAAUCUCAAUAGACAUCUCCUCAUUCACAGUGGUGUAAAACAGUACCCGUGCUCCAUUUGUGACAAGCGAUUUAUUCAACGGAAAACUCUACACAGGCACAUGUUAGUGCAUGAAUCCCAAAAGCCAUUUAUGUGUGAAGUAUGUGGAAAGAGAUUUGUCUACAAUUGUUUUUUAAAGCGACACUUACUCACACAUUGUGACAACGAAGAGAUGAGAGCUACAUUGAACCCUUUUCGUUGCGAGGUUUGUGGAAAGUGCUACAGCAGUUCUUCUUUACUUAUAAUACAUCAGAGGCUUCAUUCAGAAAAGGACCCAUACAUGUGUAAAACCUGUGGUAAAAGCUAUAGCGGUCCAGGUCCACUAAAGCAACACGAGAAACUUCAUUCAGGAGUGACACCAUUUAAUUGUUUAGUGUGUGGUAAGGCUUUUGCUCUGAGUUCUGGUUUGAAAACACAUGAGGUUGUUCAUACCAAAGAAAAACCGUACAUAUGUUCUGUUUGUGGAAAAGGCUUUGGCCUGCCACAGGGUCUCAAAGUGCAUAUGCUCAUUCACAGUGGCAAGAAACCUCACAGGUGUGAAGCAUGUGGAAAGUCCUUUCGCCUAUCCACAAACCUAACGCGACACAUGCGGGUUCACACUGGGGAGAAGCCGUUCACCUGUGAAGUCUGUGGGAAAGGGUUUGGACAGUCCAACAAUUUGAAAGCGCACAUGCAGAUGCACACUGGAGUGAAACCUUACACGUGCCAGAAAUGUGGGAAGAGUUAUGCAUAUGCUAGAAAUUACAAUGAUCACAAAUGUAAACCUUUAUGAGGAUUUUCAUUUGGUUUAAGUUAUUUGGAGAAAUAUUUGAUUCAUAAAAAGCUGCAUCUGUUAUAUAAAGAGUAAAUAACACUGGAUUGUAAACUUAAUUGAAACAAAACUAUCUAAAUUAGAUUAGUUUAGAAAAUUGUUCUGAUUGUUCAUUGUCAAUAAAAGACUUCAAUUUUGAAA
Messenger RNA from Misgurnus anguillicaudatus (oriental weatherfish), 2359 nucleotides. RefSeq lists its product as uncharacterized. NCBI's taxonomy places the organism in Eukaryota, Metazoa, Chordata, Actinopteri, Cypriniformes, Cobitidae. The record is from RefSeq and is a predicted model, not a curated record.